AUGAAAGAAAACAGUAAAGGGGAGGGAAAGAAGAAAAAAAUUGAGAAAGAAAAGAGGAAGAAGAGAGUGAAGAAAGAGAUGAUAAAGGCAGAAACCAGUAAGGAAGUCCCUUCCUCAGACUGUAGUGAAAGCUGCAUCAUGGGAUUCAGAAAGGUCGCCCUGCAAGGGAAACCGACAUGUUGUUACGCCUGUGUUCCAUGUCUACAGGGGGAGAUUUCAAAUCAGACAGAUUCCUUGAACUGCUUCAGAUGUCCAUGGGACCAAUGGCCAAAUCCUGAAAAAUCCAGGUGCCUCCCUAAACCCACAGAGUGCCUGUCUUAUGAAGAUAUAUUAGGAGCCAGUUUAGCUGCUAUCAGCAUAAUGUCUUCGAUAUUUCCAGCUCUUAUCUUGGGGCUUUUCUUCAGUCGCAAGAGCACUCCGCUUGUGAAAGCCAGCAAUUACUCCCUAAGUUGUCUUCUACUCAUGUCCCUCAGUCUCUGCUUCUUUUGCUCCUUAGGAUUUAUUGGUUUCCCUGAUCAUGAUAAAUGUCUUCUACGUCAGGUGUCUUUUGGUCUGGUAUUCACUCUCUGUGUUGCAUGUAUAUUGGCCAAGACGAUCAUGGUGGUUUUUGCUUUCAUGGCAACUAGACCAGGGAGCAGUUUAAGAAAAUGGACCAACCUAAGAGUCUCCUACUCAAUCAUUUCUAUCUGCGUCCUUCUACAAUUAUUAUUGUGUAUCACUUGGAUAUCAGUGGCUCCUCCAUUCCCACAAUACAACGCUGAAGAUAAACCAGAACUUAUUAUUGUGGACUGUAAUAAUGGGUCACCCAUCGCCUUCUGGGCCAUGCUUGGCUAUCUAUUUCUUCUGGCUACUAUUAGUUUUAUAGUGGCCUUCUUGGCAAGAAAACUUCCAGACAGUUUUAAUGAAGCCCAGUUUAUAACAUUUAGUAUGUUGGCCUUUCUGUGUGUUUGGGUAUCUUUUAUUCCAGCCUAUCUCAGUGCCCAGGGUAAAUAUACAGUUGCCAUGGAGGUAUUUGCCAUCCUGGCAUCUAGUUGGGCAUUGUUGAUUUGUAUGUUUUUUCCUAAAUGUUUUAUUUUACUGUUCAGACCAGAGAUGAAUUCCAAAGAUUAUCUCAUGAUGAGGAAAAAAGAUAAAGAAACAACAAGCAGAUUAUAG
Molecule: messenger RNA, 1155 nt
Organism: Hyla sarda
Lineage: Eukaryota; Metazoa; Chordata; Amphibia; Anura; Hylidae
Product: vomeronasal type-2 receptor 26-like
Exons: 3
Coding region: 1-1155 (384 amino acids)
Biological process (GO): G protein-coupled receptor signaling pathway
Cellular component (GO): membrane
Molecular function (GO): G protein-coupled receptor activity
Source: RefSeq, a predicted model, not a curated record